CCGGCGCUGAGACGGAGAAGGAGCCCCUCGUAGGAAAUUCCUCGUUAAACUUUCCUUGAGGGGCUUAUGGGUUAAAGAUCGGCGCUGAGGCGUUUAAACUUCCCUUCAGGAAAAGAACAAUGAGUUUGCGGCCGGAGUAGCAGAGCGGGGAGCGGUGCGGAGCCCUCCGGGAGGCUGUGGCCAGGCGGGGAUCGGCCGCUCCUGCCGGGGAACCAGCGGCAGGAGGAGAGGACACAUCAGGGCAGGGUCAGGCAACCAAAUAGCGUCGUGCAGAGCUGGAAUCUGAUAUCUUCUUUGACGGAAGUUUCCUUUUUCAUUUGUGGAGUAUCAGAAGAUGGAGUUUAGAAUUAAACACACGUGGGAUGGUUUGCCUGUGAGCCACGAGCCGGUCACGAUUGUGCUGAGGCCGGAUCAUGCGGGGCUGCUGAUGGAAGUCCGUGCUCCUUUCUUUAAUGCCCCUCCGGCACCACCCGGAGAGCCAGGGAAACCUUUCGGUGGACUGUGGGACUAUGAGGUUGUAGAAGCUUUCUUUCUGAGUGACAGAACUGAGCAGUAUUUAGAAGUUGAGCUUUGUCCCCACGGGCAGUACUUACUGCUGCUGCUUUCUGGCAGAAGAAAAGUAUGGAAAGAGGAACUUCCUUUGGAGUUUGAGGUGACCAGAAUGAAAACCAAGUGGGAGGGUAAAGCUCUUCUUCCUUGGAGUUAUUUUCCACCAUGCACUGACAAGUUCAAUGCCUUUGCAAUCCAUGGUUCGGGAGAAGAGAGAAAAUAUGAAGCGCUUUAUCCUGUGCCUCCACACGAACUGCAGGAGGGACAGGGACCAGAUUUCCAUCGUUUGGAAUUUUUUCAAGACUUGAACCUGAAAGAACUAAUGGGAGAAGACUGGAAGCAGCCUGAAUCAGAUCUGUGGAAAUCUCUCACUAAGGGAAUGCAUUGAGGCAUAAAUUUUAUCAUGUUGGAGUUGGCUGAAGCUGUAUGGAAACAACUUCCUCGUUCUGAGCAGAGGUUGUAGAUACCAGGCUUUCCUUGACACCGAAAUCGUGGAUCUGUCUGAAAAUCCACUGAAAGCACGUGGAUCUGUUGAUUCUAAAUGAUGAAUGGCUUGUGCUUCAAUCCAUCUGGGUGUGGAGUUUUUCAUCUGUGCAAGAGAUCAAUCUGCUGCUACCAGUGAAGGAGGGAAAAUUGCUAAAAUUGCAGCUGUGUUUUGGUGAGAGCUCUGAAGUCUGACAAGGCCAAUACCUGGAUUGAGAUUUUCUGGUUUCUGAUAGUUGCUGCAUUUCUGCUGUAUUUUCACUGCUGCUUGUUUGUUUGUUCACUGCUGAGUGAGAUCCUUAUGUGCCUAGAUGUUUUCCUUACAAUCAGGAGGAAGGGUGCCUCGUUCAGGAACAGAGAAGAAUUGUAGCUAUCAUGGAUUUUGGAGGUUCAGUACUUGCCCUGCAAGAGGUGUAACAAUUUUUACAGCAUUUUCCCGUUUCCCUUGCUUAAUUCUGAAGGGGAAAUUUACUCUGUCUCCCAGAUGUCUGUGUGGAGUGUGUAAUGAUGUUUAAGUGCAGAGGGUAGAUUUAGAAAAGGUUUUAUGUAUUUCAGAUGAAGUUUCUGGGACAAAUCAUGCUUAAUAAAAUCUUUUGGUAUAAUUGUGUGCAUUCAAAAGGGGUUUUUUUCUAAGACUUGUCACAUCACUUUAAGAAUUAAUCUCAGAUGUCUGAGAUUUUUUUUUUUCAUCCCACAGAGGGCUGGAGUUACUCUAGGUAUAUAUUUUCUAUGUAUGGGCAUGAGUCAUUUCAACAACAAGAGUGAAUACUCUUAGGUGGCAACAUCUUAUCUGUAAACCCUCACAAGAUUUACAAGUUAUACGUUCCUCUUUUUUGUCUGGCAUAGCAGUUGCUGCUUGAUUGUGGCUGCUGGUUCAAUCUUAUAUAAAUUAGUUUAGGAAAUGUGGAGCUUGCCCACUAACCAGAUCCUUGCUAGUGUGCAGUAAUAAACACAUUCCAAUGGUCCUAUUUCCUUUGCCAUCUUUCAGCUCAACUCUAACUGUAAGUUCUGCCUGAGAAGCAAAGAAAGUGGGAAUAUCCCACCUUUGUGAAGGACAUCUCAGUGUGGUUAAUAUCUGAGCUAGAAUGUUAGUUCACAGUUUUUCUUUAGAUUCCCUCUUUGUACUUCCAGUUUGAUAGAACUGUGCUUUCAGAUUUGAAGAUAUUAGGCUUUUUCUGUGGCAGACUUUGGCAUGUCCAUUCAGCCAUCCCAUUGCUUUUGCUCUGUUCCAAUUAGACAAUAUAGGUUCCUUGCUGUAAAGUGCCAUCUGUUGAAAAUUGUAAGUAUUGUACAUUCAGUUGUUUGGCUUCUUUUCUACCUUCUAUCCAUAUACAGUUUUCUAAAGUGCGACAUCAGUCUGAAAUCUUGAAUAAUUCAAUAAAUGUUGAUUAAAGUAUUGUCUAGACAUUGAUGUCUCAAAGUUGCUUUGAAAAUUUUAGUCAAAACCUAAAUGGCAUUUUGCAAAACUUUUAGACUUUGUUUUGAAAAGUUUGUCAAAAAAUUGUGUGAAAAGAUUCAAAAUGGGUUUGCUGCUUUUUUUCACAAAGGUUGCUUUCAUAUGAGGAAUGAUAUUUUGUAUGUAAAGGACAGUAAAUAAAAUUUUUUUAUUCAUCUCA
Molecule: messenger RNA, 2648 nt
Organism: Prinia subflava (tawny-flanked prinia)
Lineage: Eukaryota; Metazoa; Chordata; Aves; Passeriformes; Cisticolidae
Gene: C18H4orf33
Product: chromosome 18 C4orf33 homolog
Exons: 6
Coding region: 335-937 (200 amino acids)
Source: RefSeq, a predicted model, not a curated record